This is a messenger RNA of Bombina bombina (fire-bellied toad), 1679 nucleotides long. It is a transcript of the gene UPK1B, whose product is annotated as uroplakin 1B. The record is from RefSeq and is a predicted model, not a curated record. The coding region runs from base 91 to 870 and encodes 259 amino acids. Gene Ontology annotation, cellular component: membrane. The transcript has 8 exons. Lineage: Eukaryota; Metazoa; Chordata; Amphibia; Anura; Bombinatoridae.
CAGAGUCAAUAUUACAACAGGUGCUCUUCAUCUCUCAGCUGGAAGGUAGGCUGCUGCUGCAGGAGUGAUUGGCUUUGAAGUGCUGUAAAUAUGAAGGAAGAUUCAAGUAUUCGAUGUUUCCAAGGUCUGCUUAUCUUUGGCAAUGUGGUUAUUGCACUAUGUGGGAUCGCUCUGACAGCAGAGUGCAUUUUCUUUGUUUCUGAUCAGAAUGGCCUGUACCCACUGCUGGAAGCAACAGAUAACGAUGACAUAUUUGGGGCUGCAUGGAUUGGCAUAUUCGCUGGUUUUUGCCUCUUUUUAUUGGCUUUGUUGGGGAUUGUUGGCAUCAUGAAAUCGAACCGGAGGAUGCUUAUGGCAUACUUGAUUCUGAUGUUUAUCGUUUACUGCUUUGAAACCGCUUCAGCAAUCACUGCUAUCACACACAGAGAUUUUUUCAUUCCAGAGUUGUUCCUGAAACAAAUGUUGCAGUUUUACCAGAAUAAUAACCCAUUCAACAAUGACAAUUCCUGGAAAAUAGACGGAGUCACUAAGACAUGGAACAGGCUUAUGAUUCUAAAUAAAUGCUGUGGAGUCAAUGGACCAAGAGACUGGCAGGACUACACUUCUGCGUUCCGGAACAUAAACAGCGACUCAGAGUUCCCGUGGCCGCGACAGUGCUGUGCAAUGAAUGAUUUGGGGAUCCCCAUUAACGUGGAAGGAUGUAACCUUGGAGUUGAAGGUUAUCUGUACACUACAGGCUGUUAUGACCAAAUUUCUGGCCCGCUGAUGCGCCAUGCAUGGGGAGUUGCGUGGUUUGGUUUUGCCAUUCUCUGUUGGACAUUCUGGGUGCUAUUAGGAAGUAUGUUUUACUGGAGCCGUAUUGAAUACUAAUCAACAAGACUCCUUUGCUUUUUCUGACGCUUUUAAUAAAGAUCUACAGUAUGCUGGCCAAUAUGGAAGGCAUGAGUUUAACUCAGAUGGCUUACUGAGGCUUAUGAAAUAUUGGUCUAUGGACAAUCUUGGAGGGCUAAAUCUAUUUGCCUAUCAAGGUUUCACUUCUGAAAAACCAAAGCUGUGUUUGUUUACAACAAAUUGCUGUGCAUAUAGGGCUAAAACUGUAAGACUCUAUACACUCCGAGCCUCAGGAGACACAGAAUAUUGUUGCCAUCAUAUUUAUCUUGUAAUAUUUGUUCAUGGAUACAAAAUGGCAGAUCACUUUUUUUUUUUCUUUUUGAAAUGGCCUACGUACCUACACUUAUGUAAAUGUGUUUUAAUCCAAUAUUGAUACUGCCACGUGUCAUGAUAUAACUUUUUUAUGUAUGUUUUGCGUCUCAAUUUACCCUUUUGUUCUCCCUUAAUGAUUUGUAAUUUUUUUUUUUUUUUUUUUUUUUUCUUCUCAAUUAAAAUGGAGAAUAUCUUUAGGCAUUUACGGCAAGUGGCUGCAUUAUUUCUGUUCCACCAUAGAUCUUGGGUUUUACGGAUCACUGUUACACGCACAAAAUUCCAUAUUUAUAAGAAUAUUAAAUCUAAACUAUCCUGUGUGGUCUUCAAUUUAAUGUAUCACAAUGUAAAUAUAAUUCCAUAAAAUUAUAUGUUUGUCUUUGUAAGUGAUUGUGAAUUCUGUUUGCUACAAGACCCUCUCUUAAAAUUUCUCGGAUUGUUUCAUUUGCGAUUAAAGAAAACCAAAAUUUUGAAAUCUA